This is a messenger RNA of Punctularia strigosozonata HHB-11173 SS5, 3777 nucleotides long. RefSeq lists its product as uncharacterized. Gene Ontology annotation, biological process: SREBP signaling pathway. Gene Ontology annotation, molecular function: protein binding; sterol binding. The transcript has 7 exons. Lineage: Eukaryota; Fungi; Basidiomycota; Agaricomycetes; Corticiales; Punctulariaceae. The coding region runs from base 1 to 3777 and encodes 1258 amino acids. The record is from RefSeq and is a predicted model, not a curated record. Gene Ontology annotation, cellular component: endoplasmic reticulum membrane; Golgi membrane.
AUGAUAAGCUUGGCUACGGGCGUACUGCACAGGGCAAGGACUGUUGGCCACAAGUUCUUCCACCGACUUGGAAUUCACUGCGCGACGCACCAAAUCCGGCUCAUCCUCAUUUCAUGUCUCGUCAUUACCUCGCUCUUCUACCCUGCCCUCGCGCUCUACUCUUCCUCCCAGCCGCAGUACAUCUCCCACUACUCCUCCCGUCUCAUCGACUCCUUUCUUGCCGCAUCGGGAGCAUCCGCACGAUAUGCUCAGCAAGACUUGCACGCCCCGUGGGCCGCGCACGACGCGCUGCGCGUGCGAGACGACGGCGUCACACGCGCCAGGUGCGGCCGGGACCAGACGCUGCGGAUGGAACGCCUGUUCGUGCAUAGCACCGCGAUGGAGGAACGCGGAGCGCUCAGCCGGCCGCUGCUCUCGUCUGCGUUGAAGCUCGAACGGAGGCUCGCUGCCAAACUGCUAGAACGCAAGUUGUCGUGUUUGAAGGACAACGCCGGACACUGCAUCACCUUUAGUCCAUGGGCAUUUUGGGUGUACGAUGAAGCACUCCUUGCCAGUGACCCGGGAUUCAGAUAUCUUCUAGCCCCCACAAGGAACAUUUCUAUCGCGGGUAUUUCAGUGACGCCCCGUAUGGUCCUCGCUGGGCGCGAUGAGGAGGGAGCCGACUCCGCAAUAGAGUUUUCGUCCUUCCUAGCGCUCACCUACCUUUUCGAGGAAACCAGUUGCGCAGACAGCUCGGGCCACACAGCGUGGCUGCAUGUGCUGAAGGAGGUUGCGACGCCCGACGUCGAUUUUGUGGUUGAAGAGCAAGAGCCCAUGUUGAUGGCCUUGGAGUAUGAUCCACGGUCUACCGGCGCCUCGGGAGUGUCCGUCCUCACCGUCUUCAUCUAUAUUGCCUACAUCGUCUUCUUCUUCUGGUUUUCCGGUUCGAUGCGUCGCAUCGCGACCGUGCACUCCCGCAUCGGACUCGCGUUCACGGGCUUAGUCGAGAUCGCUGUCAGUACCUUGACGAGUUUAAGCGUCGUAGCCUUGGCCGGCUUCAAGAUUACGAUGAUCCCGUGGCAGAUAUUCCCCGUUGUCAUUGUUUUCGUCGGCGCCGAGAACAUGUUCAAUCUGGUGGACGCGGUGGGAAAGACCUCCAUCACCCUUCCGAUGAAAGAACGCAUCGCCGAAGGGCUCUCGAAAGCCGGCACCUCCAACACGCUCAAGGUCGUCACCUACAACUCCAUCCUCGGCACCAUCGCUGCCUUCUCUUACGGCGCUAUCCGCCAAUUCUGCGCGUUCGCGGUCGUGGUGCUCGUCGCGCACUGGUUCUUGGUGCACACGUUCUUCAUCACCGUGGUCUCGAUCGAUAUGCAGCGUCUGGAGCUGGAGGAGUUGCUUCAACAGAAUAGCUUUAAUCCUGUUCCGGUCGUGGGUACAACCAAAGCAGCCCCUCAGACCUCUGCAACACGGUGGAGCCGCCUCCGUCACUUCGUCCAGGCUCACCUCCGGGGUCGUGCCGGCAAGAAUGUCAGCUUGUUCCUCCUACUUGCUGUAACCGCAGCGCUAUAUUACUCCACCUCCGCCACCCUUGACACCGAGCGUCUCGACCCGCUCACCAGCCCUGGCAGUGCCGCGGGGCGCGCGCGCGUCCUGACCACGCUCGCCGAGCGCGACUCUCCUGCGUGGCAGACCUGGAACGUAUUCAAUCCGACGCACGACCCGCUUGUGCACAUUCGGAUGGAGUCGCCCAUCGUUGUCAGGUUCCGCCCGGAUGCGGACGCGCGCUCGGGGGUAGCGGUGGGAGCGAACGUUUCUCGAACGUAUACCUCGCGCUUCACGAUGCGAACCCUUCGGGCCGUCGUGUGGCUGCUGAACAUAUUCGUGCUGCCGAUAGCGGCAACCACCACCGCCCUGUACGGCCUGUGCCUGUACUUGCUCAAGGACACCGAGCGACUGGAAGCGCAGAAAUAUCGCACAGAUCAGUCGUCCUCCUACGCCUCGGCGAGUGCCCAAGGCGCGGCGUGGCUCCAAGAAUGCGUCUCGCUCACCACCCUUCCACGCGCUUUCCCAUCUGACGUCGAGCUGAUUGCUGCCAGCGAGGAUGGGUCUGUCGUUGCCUCCGUGGGACUCCAGAAUGAGGUCGCCGUGUGGCGAUUGGACAGCCAGCAUGGCCCGGUUGCGGUGGACGUCAUCGGUGCGCUCUCGAGAAGCCCGGGUGGCUCCGGUACCUCGCUCACUGUUACCGCCAUGGCUGUCAACCCCGAAGGCAGCCUGUUAGCGGUGGGCACGGCCGGAGGUGUGGGCGCGGUAUGGGCAUUGGGUAAAACGGCUGUGUUGGUGGCGGGGCCGUUCACGCUUGGGUCGUCGAUGUCUUCCGUCGCCGAACUGCGUUUCCUGCGUGAUUCGGGUGGAGCUGGCGAGGAUCCGAUAUCUACCUACCUCGUGGUCGCCUACCGCGCGGGGACCGUUGUGCGCUGGGACCUCAGGGCGCCAUCGAAGCCCGCGGUGUUUACGCCGUCCAUUCCGGAAUUGUGCUCGAAGGUCGCGCUCGUGCCAAUCGCAGGCGAUGUCCACUUCCUCGCGAGCUUUCUGCGCGAGGACGGCGUGGUUGAGCUUUCGGACACGUCGCCAGAUCGGGUCGCGCUUGCGAAGGACGUAGCGCUGCAGGCGGGCAACCUCGCCGACCCGGUCUCGCAGGUGCAUGGCGCGUUGGUCGAGGUUGAAGGCGAGCAGCGGCUCGUUAUCGCGGCGGCCACGCACGAAGGCGUCGUAUCUGUGUGGGACGGUUAUACCGAGGAAUGCAUCGCGAUGCUCGAUCACGCGUACGGGGAUAUCAACGAGUUACGGAUAUGGCCCGCGGUGCGCAAGGCGUGCAAUCAUUGUGGCGAGGUGCUUCCGGACGUGUUCACCCUCUCUUUUUCGGCCGGCAACGUGGUCACAGUAUAUCGCGCAUUCGUCCACGGCGUGGUGCGCUACUGCUCGUGUGCGAGACCAGAGCAGUAUGUCGCAGCGUCGUCCACGAAGACCCUCGCGAAACGCGGUUCGAGGAACGGACUCACCGCGUCCGGCCCUCCGACACCCUUGGACAGGUCACGAAGAUCCUCCAUAUCGGGGCAUGUCGGGGACGGGUUCCCAUUUCCCGUCUCCAACCACGGCGUUCAUUCAAGACGAGGUUCGGAGAAGGAUGCGUACCGGAACCGUGGUCAGGUGGACAUGCUUGCCGUGCCUCCAGAUAGCGAAGACCAGGAAACCAACUUCUUCACACCAGUAGACAAUGCCGCGACCUGGAAUGGGGCCAAGAAUACUUUCUGGGGACACGUCAACGUGACCCGAAUCGCUCAUGCCACGUUCGAGCGGGGCAGCUGGGACGUCUCGGAGGGCAAGCUAGUCGGCCUGCGGCGCCGGCCUCGCGAGAGAAGCAGUAGCAGAAGCAGCAACAGCAUAUUCGCCUCACCGAAGUCGAAGCCUCCAUCCCCCAUUAAACCUUCGACUGCGGGGUUAGCGCCCGCCACGCUCGAUCGAUGGGAGCUGUGGUUCUACGAUCCGGCGCAGUCCAGGCUGCAGGCCUCUUCUCUAUCCGCGCUAGGCCCUGACAAUCCUCCCUCCCCUACCUCGCGACCUUCGCGAAGGAGCGCGGACCGCAGACAGACCGCGCACGGUCGCCCGGACGAGCGCGAGGUCCCUCGCCUCCCGUUCACCAAGGUGUCGACCUUCCUCAGCGGACGGACCUUCUGCCUCGCCGGUCUUGGCAACACUGUCGCGUGCUUUCAAUACUCAUCUAAACCAGUGCAAUAG